This is a messenger RNA of Ahaetulla prasina, 904 nucleotides long. It is a transcript of the gene FABP6, whose product is annotated as fatty acid binding protein 6. Bases 401 to 844 code for a protein of 147 amino acids. Gene Ontology annotation, cellular component: cytosol; nucleus. Gene Ontology annotation, biological process: fatty acid transport. Gene Ontology annotation, molecular function: fatty acid binding. The record is from RefSeq and is a predicted model, not a curated record. The transcript has 6 exons. NCBI's taxonomy places the organism in Eukaryota, Metazoa, Chordata, Lepidosauria, Squamata, Colubridae.
CUUGUCCAUAUUAGAUAACUUUUCCAAAAUUCUCUCCAUCUCUCCAGCAGUUGGUCUCUGACCUUUUGCCAUUAAGGAAAAAAAAAAUACAAAAUCCUCAGGCAGGCACAGUAUCCUUGUAAUUUCCUCCGGAUCCACCAGGGGGCACUCACAGGAGCAACGAGUCCAGAGUACAGUUAGUCAACCAGGAAGCCGAAGGGAAGUGAUGUCAUCAAAAUUCUCAUAGUGAAGGCGGAAGCUGGACGCCACCACUGUUCCCCAGAAGGAGGGGCCUCAAACCUUCCCUCCUAAAUUUCUCCAUCACCUCUUCUCUCCAGAGCUCCACAAAACCGGAUACAACUGCUGCUUGGAUUUCAAUAUUGCAUUGCUGAGCAAGCCACUUUCUCUACCCAAUUUGAUCAUGCCAAGGAUUUUAGUCAGUGCAAAAUGCAGCUGUCCUCAAGCAAAGCAAAUGAAGAUGGGUUUCACUGGAAAAUAUGAAAUGGAAAAUGAAGAAAACUAUGACAACUUUAUGAAGCGCCUAGGUCUUCCUCAUGAUACAAUUGAAAAAGGAAGAAAUUUCAAGAUCAUUACUGAAAUAGUACAGAAUAAUGAUGAAUUCACCUGGUCUCAGAUAUAUCCAGGAGGACACACCUUGACUAAUACAUUUGUUAUUGGCAAAGAAUCAGAAAUGGAGACAGUAGGAGGCAAAAAAUUCAAGGCAAUAGUUAGAAGAGAAAAUGGCAAAGUGAUUGCUGACUUCCCAAACUACCAGUAUACUGCAGAAAUCGCUGGGGAUAAACUUAUUGAGGUUUCUACAGUUGCUGAUAUAACCUUCAAAAGAAUUAGUAAGAAGCUGUCAUAAGAGGUUACUUGGAGAAGAAAUAAUCCAGUCCUUAGCCAUAUUGGAAAAUGAACAAAGUUA